Geodia barretti is the source of this 1500-nucleotide messenger RNA. NCBI's taxonomy places the organism in Eukaryota, Metazoa, Porifera, Demospongiae, Tetractinellida, Geodiidae. The record is from the annotation of a GenBank genome assembly.
AUGUUCGGCAACCCCGUGGUGUGCAGCGAUGGUGUGACGAUCGCCAAGGAAGUGGAACUUGCCAAUCCCUAUGAGAACCUGGGCGCGCAGCUGGUCAAGGAGGCCGCGGCCAAGACCAACGACGCGGUUGGCGACGGAACGACGACCUCGGUUGUGUUGGCCGACGCCAUGGUCCACGAGGGAUUCAAGAACGUGGCAGCCGGCGCCAACGGCAUGAGCCUGCGCAUCGGCAUAGAGGCCGCCAUCGACGCUGUGGUCGCCGAGUUGCGAGAAAUGGCCAUCCCGGUGGAGGGCCGCGAACAGAUAGCCCGCGUGGCGGCCCUGUCGGCACACGAGGAAGCCAUCGCCGAGCAACUGGCCAACGCGCUGGAGAAAGUGGGGCGCGACGGAGUCGUAACCAUCGAGGAGUCGAAGUCGCUCUUCGACGAACUGGACUUCGUGGAAGGGGUACGCAUCGACCGCGGCUACCUGUCGCCGCACUUCGUCACCGACACCCAGCGCAUGGAAGUAGCCAUAGACAGACCGUACUUCCUGCUCACCGACCAGAAGGUCAGCUCUCCCAACGACAUCAUCGGCAUACUGGAAAAGAUGGUGGGGGCCGGGCAGCGGACACUGGUACUGAUCGCGGAGGACGUGGAUGGCGAGGCCCUCUCGACCUUGGUAGUCAACAAGACCCGGGGAAUCCUGGACUGCGUCGCCAUCAAGGCCCCUGGCUUCGGUGAGCGCCGGAAGGCCCUGCUGGAAGACAUUGCGAUCGUGACCGGCGGGACGGUGAUCAGCGCCGACCGCGGCCUGAGGCUGGACGCUGCCGAGGUCGAACACCUAGGAACGGCCAGGCGGCUGGUGGCAAACAAGGACGAGUCGACGAUCAUCGAGGGGCACGGCUCGGAGCAGGGCGUCAAGGACCGGCUGGACCAGCUACGGGUGCAGAUCGAAGAGACCACCUCGGACUACGACCGGGAAAAGCUGCAGGAGCGGAUGGCAGCCCUGGUAGGCGGCGUGGCUGUCGUGAAGGUGGGGGGCGCCACGGAGCCGGAGGUCAGCGAGCGCAAGUCCCGAACCGAGGACGCGCUUUCGGCCACCCGUGCGGCCAUCGAGGAAGGCAUUGUGCCCGGAGGCGGCGUUGCCCUGAUUCGCGCCGGCCACGUGCUGCAAGAGGUCAUCGCAUCGCUGGAGGGCGACGAGGCGCUGGGAGCGCGACUGGUGCGUGAGGCGCUGCACGCCCCCUUGACGCUGAUCGCCGCGAACGCGGGCUACGAAGCGCCGGUGGUGGUGGAUAGUGUCCGGUCCGGGGAAGGAGACUGGGGUUUCAACGCCGAGAUCGGGGAGUAUACCCAUCUGAUCCAGGCGGGAAUCAUCGAUCCGGUCAAAGUUACCCGCUCGGCGCUGGAAAACGCCGGCAGCAUCGCGGGCAUGAUGCUGACCACCGAGGCCAUCAUCACCGAGAUACCCGAGGAGAAGCCACUGCCCGCCGACAUGCAGGACUUCAUGCACGACUAG